Molecule: messenger RNA, 2511 nt
Organism: Aethalodelphis obliquidens (Pacific white-sided dolphin)
Lineage: Eukaryota; Metazoa; Chordata; Mammalia; Artiodactyla; Delphinidae
Gene: SHMT2
Product: serine hydroxymethyltransferase 2
Exons: 13
Coding region: 700-2151 (483 amino acids)
Biological process (GO): tetrahydrofolate interconversion
Cellular component (GO): cytoplasm; mitochondrion
Molecular function (GO): glycine hydroxymethyltransferase activity; pyridoxal phosphate binding
Source: RefSeq, a predicted model, not a curated record
UCCCAGAGCUGGAACUUGAACUUGGGUCUCUCACUCUUCCAAACCAGGGUGCUUUCCAGUGCAGCAGGGCUCUUCAGCUUGUAUAGGAGUCGUUGUAUUUCCCAGAGAGCCUAAUAACGCUAGGUUCACUCAGGAGACACCCAAUAAAUUGUUGCUGUCUGGACAACAGACAGGAAAAAAAAAAAAGAAAGAAAGAAAACCUUGAAGAGCUUCAGGACAACGAGGAGAUGGGGCGGCACUGGAUCUCUUUUCUUUCAGGCAAAAGCUUCUGACCCUGGGGCCACAGACGGGAAACGAAAGUGAAGAAGAGGGGGAAAAAAAACUACAAUUCCCAAAAGACCAUAAAGCGUCCACCUUACGCAUGCGUAGACCCCGCCCUAAUUCUGUGGCUUCCCAGCAGCUCUUUUCGCGCAUGCGCUCUCCGAUCAGUCUUCUUCCAGCCCCUCGUUUUCCCCGGCCGGAGUUGGUGCCUGGACCUGCUGGGACCUUCAUCUCCGGUUGCGAUGUUGCCCUUCUCUUUGCUCUGGGCGACUCGGGGGCUGCUGAAGGUCUACCCUGCCACCUCCGUUGCUCAGGAAACCACCAGCUCGUUGCCCUAACUUUUGCCAGUUUGGUUGCCUCCCACCCUGACUGGGGUAUCACUUUGUGAAGGCUCUGCAGGAAGACCAUCCUCUGCGGAGAUGUGGUCGGCUGGUCAGGAUGGCCAUACGGUGCCAGCACAGCGAGGCAGCCCAGACCCAGACUGGAGAAGCAACCAAGGGCUGGUCAGGCCAGGAGAGUCUAUCGGACAGUGACCCUGAGAUGUGGGAGCUGCUACGGAGAGAGAAGGACAGGCAGUGUCGUGGCCUGGAGCUCAUUGCUUCAGAGAACUUCUGCAGCCGAGCUGCGCUGGAGGCCCUGGGGUCCUGUCUGAACAACAAGUACUCGGAGGGUUAUCCUGGCAAGAGGUACUAUGGAGGAACAGAGGUAGUGGAUGAAAUCGAGCUGCUGUGUCAGCGCCGGGCCUUGGAGGCCUUUGACCUGAAUCCUGCUCAGUGGGGAGUCAAUGUCCAGCCUUACUCGGGGUCCCCAGCCAACCUGGCUGCCUACACAGCCCUUCUGCAGCCUCAUGACCGAAUCAUGGGGCUGGACCUGCCUGAUGGGGGCCAUCUCACCCAUGGCUACAUGUCUGAUGUUAAGCGGAUCUCAGCUACAUCCAUCUUCUUCGAGUCUAUGCCCUAUAAGCUGAAUCCCAAAACCGGCCUCAUUGACUAUGACCAGCUGGCACUCACUGCUCGGCUCUUCCGACCUCGACUCAUCAUAGCUGGUACCAGUGCCUAUGCUCGCCUCAUCGACUACGCCCGCAUGCGAGAGGUGUGUGAUGAGGUCAAGGCACACCUGCUGGCGGACAUGGCCCACAUCAGUGGCCUGGUGGCUGCCAAGGUGAUCCCCUCACCUUUCGAGCAUGCGGAUGUUGUCACCACCACCACUCACAAGACCCUUCGAGGGGCCAGGUCAGGACUCAUCUUCUACCGGAAGGGGGUGCGGGCUGUGGACCCCAAGACGGGCCGGGAGAUCCCUUACACGUUUGAGGACCGAAUCAACUUUGCUGUGUUCCCGUCCCUGCAGGGGGGCCCCCACAACCAUGCCAUUGCUGCAGUGGCUGUAGCCCUAAAACAGGCCUGCACUCCCAUGUUCCGGGAGUACUCCCUGCAGGUUCUGAAGAACGCUCGGGCCAUGGCUGAUGCCCUGCUAGAGCGAGGCUACUCGCUGGUGUCUGGUGGCACUGACAACCACCUAGUGCUGGUGGACCUGCGGCCCAAGGGCCUGGAUGGGGCUCGAGCUGAACGGGUGUUGGAACUCGUAUCCAUCACGGCCAACAAGAACACCUGUCCUGGAGAUCGAAGUGCUACCACACCUGGGGGCCUGCGGCUGGGGGCCCCAGCCUUGACUUCUCGACAGUUCCGUGAGGAUGACUUCCGGAAAGUUGUGGGCUUUAUAGAUGAAGGCGUCAACAUCGGCUUGGAGGUGAAGAGCAAGACCGCCAAACUCCAGGAUUUCAAAUCCUUCCUGCUCAAAGACCCAGAAACAAGUCAUCGGCUGGCUGACCUCAGGCAACGGGUGGAGCAGUUUGCCAAGGCCUUCCCCAUGCCUGGUUUUGAUGAGCACUGAAGGCACCUAAGAAAUGAAGCGCACAGACUGACGUUUAUUCCUCUUCCCCCUACCUGGACAAGUUAGGGGUGGGGGUAACUGCCUAUCUUCCAAUUUUUUGCUGGAGGAGGGGAAGGCCGCCCACUUAAGGGAAAAGGCGGGUAUAGUUCCCCUUCCCAGGAUUUGUAGCUGAGGAGGUUUCUUCUUGUAACAAGACUUAGAAGGAAGAGGCUUGGGGCUUUCUGCCCUAACCUCUCUCAUUAUCUCAGUGUUAUAGACUCCCUGCCCUCUCUUGGGGAGGGGGGAGUUGCCCUUGUGAGCCAGAGGAAGGAGUGGGUAGGCACCCUUCUUUCAUCUUUAUCUAAUAAAAUGCUGACCUGC